Paramuricea clavata is the source of this 10938-nucleotide messenger RNA. The record is from the annotation of a GenBank genome assembly. NCBI's taxonomy places the organism in Eukaryota, Metazoa, Cnidaria, Anthozoa, Malacalcyonacea, Plexauridae.
AGUGAACCUGAUUUUUACACCACCCACUUAGCAUUUUAUCUUGAUGGUGUCUCAUUUAUUCAUAAGAACGACCCACGGAAGGCAGCUAUUCAGCCCAAGUCAAGAGUCUGGCGAAAAAGAGGGGAAGGACUGUCUUUCACGGCGAAAGGUAGCAAAUCUCUGGCUGGUGGUUGGCGCCUCCAUAUUAUUGUAGCUAUUGCUUCGCAGAAAGGUGUCAUUCUAAGAAAGGACUAUGACAAAAUGGACGGUGUAUUCUUUGCUAAAUUUAUAAGGGAAAACUUUAAUUUGUGUUUUGGCAAAGUGGGCCCUAAGGCAUAUGGGAAAAGAUCUGGACCACCCUUCGUCUUGGUAUAGUUUUUACGUUUUCUCUUCGUGGCAUCAUUGCUCUUCUUCGCGCUCGCUUCGCUCGUUUUUGGACUCUUCACAUUCCGUAAAUCAGGAUGACUUUCUUCAUAUUGUGUGUCACUUUUCGUUACAUAUCGCCAGGCACUAAAGUAGUUGUGAUGGACGUUGGAAUAAUGAACUGAAAUACCGUAGGUUUGUGCUAGAAAUCUCUUUGAUGCUAACCAACACUACACUUUGUUAAGCUUCAAGGACAUGUGAUAAUGUUUCCCCCCUGAGGUGUGCUCCUCUAAACUGCAACACCAAUGGCUCACAUUGCAGUUUCCUUGAGUAAAGCUUUCCACGACUGCUCUGGCGAAGUCCGCUCAACAUGUAAAUUUCUGUAAAUCCGUCUGGCUAAUAAGUUAUUAAAUAAACACUUCUCAUAGCUGAGGUGCUAAGGCUGUUCUUUCCAAUAUCAUUCUCUACCCACUAUGAUCAAAAUUACUUUCGCCUACACUCGUUGUGUUGACAUUUCCUCCAUGAGACAUGUCAAAAUUGAUUUAUAACAACAUAUUUAUUUUUGGUAAUUAUGAAUGCUUUGAAAGACGUCAUAUCUGUUACAAGAUAAUUAUGCAGCAUUUGUAAGUUUUAUAAUUGAAAACAUUUAUUGUCAUUUUAUAGCACAAAAUUGUGAAUUCGUAAAAUACAUUAUUUUUAGACAAUCCUAGAAAAAAACACUCAGACAAGCAAAUGGAAAAGGCGUCUAAAAUUUAAAUGUCUAAAUAUAAUUGCAAAUACUCAUCCCCCCACCCCUGAGACAAUGUUGAUGAGAUGGGAAUGUCUUCGGUGAUACAUACAAAAUAAAGUAAACAACAUUGUGCUGGGGGAAUGGGGGUUAAGAGUUAUUUUCAUCUUCUAAUAAAAAAUACCUCGCAACUAAGGUGACAAGCUCAAUUUAGACCAAGUUGUCCUCGUGAGUUUUGUCUAUGAUUGUAGCUGUGAACCUAUCCGAGGUUGAACUGGGGGAACUAGGGUUACUCCCGUACUGCCCAACUCGGAAAACAAGAAGAGGAAGACUACCCAUUAUAACAGGAUGUGCUAUGAGUGAUACUAGAGAAAAAAGAUUUCAAGCAUGGCUCCUACCAUCUAGAGCCCCUGCCCCACAUGAGCUAGUGGUACGAAAGAUGCUUACAGAGGCCUUGAAAAUAGUUCUCCUAUUCAUUAUAAAGAAUCAUUUGUAUACCUUUGACAAUGAGAUAAGAUUGCAAUCAAAAGGCGGCCCCAUUGGUUUGGAGUUAACAGGUGUCUUGGCACAACUUUGUAUGGUAUGGUGGGACAGAGAGUUGGGAGACAGGUUGGCGAGAAUUGGAUUGAAAUUGUGGACAUACAAAUGUUAUAUGGACAAUAUCAACAACAUAAUGACACCUCCUAAAUUAGGAGUGAGGUUUGAUGGCAAUAAACUGAUGAAAAAAGUGUCGAAGAAGAUCGAGCUAAAUAAUUAUAGGACCAGUAUUCAAACUUCAACUUCAAUAGUAUGAACUGCAUAUACGUGAUAAAUUAUGGCAAUAACGAUUAUAGAAAUUAAAGGAGGGGUGAAUGGGUUAAUUGGAAACGAUAAGUCGAGAGAAAAAGGAGAGAGUAGGAAAGGCAUUUGUUUUCGUGAAAAUAGGUAAUGGGACAAGUACUGGUGUGAGACAUUGUGUAACCUAAAUAAUUAUAGGACCAGUAUUCAAAUUUAUUGUUAUUUACUUCAACUUCAAUAGUAUGAACUGCAUAUACGUGAUAAAUUAUGGAAAUAUGGACACGGAUGAGAGAACAAUGAGGUUAUUCCAGUCAGUCGCCAACAGUAUUCAUCCUUCGAUUGAGGUAGAGAUUGAUUGCCCAUCACAACAUCAUGAUGGCAAACUCCUGAUAUUAGAUCUUAAAGUUUGGAUAGAGAAGAGGAAUAGAGAUGGAUCACAGAGUGAAAGUAGAGUUUUGCACGAGUACUACUCAAAAGAAAUUUCCUCUGCAUAUGUAAUCAAUGCAAGGUUAGCACUAUCGUGGAGAAGUAAGAGAACGAUAUUAACCCAAGAAGUGCUUAUGAUUCUGUUAAACUGCAGCGUUGACUUGCCAUGGCAAGUCUUUGUCAAACACAUGAACCGUAUGAUGCAUUUGACUGAUUCAGGGUAUGAUAAAAAAUUUUGUACGGAGGUCGUCAAGUCUGCUCUGAAUGCAUACAAACAUAUUCUGAGAUUGGAUGCUUGCAGCAAAAAACCUAUGUACAAACCAAGAACAUGGAAGAAAAUUGAGAGAGUGAAAGAAAAGCAAAAGAACAGAACGAGUGGUACAGAAUGGGAGGUCACGACAGCAUAAUAUUUGUGCCAGCUUCUCCUGGAUCAGAGUUAAAACGUCGAUAUUAGAAAGAGAUUGAUGAAGCAGGAAUGAAGAUUAAGGUAAACAGUUAGGUAUACCACUUAAAUGCUAUUUACAGAGAUCCAACCCUUUCAAAAGUAAGAAACUCCAAAGAGAUGAUUGCCUUGUUUGCAUAUCUGUUUGCAUAUCAACAUAUGAAAUAGUAUGCAAGGAAUGCAAUUGUAAGUAUGUAGGGAAAACAGCCAGAAGCACCUACAGCUGUGGACUAGCUGGAACACCUAAAAGCAAGUAAAACUGGUCAGGACCAAUCGGUUAUGUUGAAACAUGCACAUGAGAAACAUGGGGAAAAGAUACCUGCUUAUGUUAUGGACGGGACUGGAAUUUUUGGUGAUGACGCAAUGUUACGACAAAUUACGGAGUUGGUUUUGGUAAGGAAUACACCAGGAGAAAACUUAUGAACACAAAGAACGAGUGGAAUUAUGUUAGCUUUCCAUGAGCACAAGUAGUGUUAGAUUAAUGUGCCAUGUAAUACAAGUGGAAGUAUAAGACACAAAUAAGUAUAACUACAUGAAGUAUAGCUAUAGAAACAAAAUAGCGGUUCUGAAGAGGUCUAACAAAGAAACUAGUAAAAUGCCAAUUAAUACAAUGAGUGUUGAAAGGGAUUUUUAGAAUUUUUUAGAACUUUUAGUAUUUUAAACAUUUAGUAUUUUAACAUUUUAUGUUUUUAAGUGAUGCUUAGCAAACCUUUCUUGGCUAAAAUUCGCGAAAUUUCAAUAUAUAGCUAAUAAAUAGCAAAAUAAUUAGAUUUUAAAUAGCUAUUUAUUUCAUAUUCAUAGAAAGUUGUGAGAAUUGAGAAAGGGUAAAUGUAUUUAUUUAACUGGUCCAAAUUUCCCAGUUUGAGUUAAUUUAAAAUUUUUCAUGAGAUAAUGGAAAUAUUAUAUUUACAAAAAUAUUUAUAGUUUUUGUGUUGGUAGUUAUUUUGUCACUUGCCAAAACACCAUUUUUCGACAAAACACCACCAAAAAUUCUCACAAUGAGCGUGGUUUGAUAGAACCAUGCCUAGAUGCGCAAAGCUUGACAUGCCUAGAUGCGCAAAGCUUUCUGGUAUAGCGUCACAAUUCACACCGCCUUAUUUUAAAAUUUUUUUAGUUUAAAUUUUCCACUCGAAAUACAGAGCUUUCAUUUAGCGAAAAUGAUAUGUAUUUUAAAGAUUAAACAUCAGGGAUGACUGGGUAACAUCCAGGUGAGAAUUUUGUUAUGUUUUAUAUACAAAGAGAGCAAUUUUGAAAUGAAAUAUUUACUAUCUUCAUUUGUGAAUUUUGAGCAUGUGUUUCGGCUUAAAAUUUCAUUAUUUCUAUGUUCUAAGCGCGCUUUACAAAACUAAACCUACGUUACAGUUGAAUGAAAUCAUUAAGUUAUUUAUGGAUUGAUGAAAUGAUCAGAUAAGCUAGAAACUAAGUAAUUAAGUAAUAUAUAUACAAUUUUGCUGUGCUAUAUUGCGGCCUGAUUUUUAAAGACUGUAGUAUUUACGUCAAGGUGAGCAAUAUGAAAAACCAUUUUAACGGCCAACAUGAACAGGCGUUCAUGGCAUUCCCUAGCCUUCCUUUACGUUCCCUAGCUUCCUUUGCAUUCCCUAGCCUUCCUUGGUCUUCCUUAGCCUUCCUUGGGAUUCCCUAGCCUUCCUUGGGAUUCCCUAGCCUUCCUUGGGAUUCCCUAGCCUUCCUUAACAUUCCUUAGCCUCCCUAGCCUUCCUUACCCUUCCCUAGCCUUCCUUAGCAUUCCUUAGCCUUCCUUAUACAAUUGUUGUAUUAUAUUGCUGUUUGAUUUUUAAAGACUGUAGGAUUUACGUCAAGGUGAACAAUAUGAAAAAUCAUUGUAACAGCUGACAUGAACAGGUGUACAAUGGUAAAUAAUAGUUUAUGGGUUAAACCCAUAUUUCUGUCAAUCAUUCCCAGUAACCCACAUCCAUUAUCACAGUCAGUCAAAAAGUAGGCAAAUCCCCUAGUUAUUGACAGUGGUGUAGGAAGACCUUAACGUAUCGAGGUGCGAAGCGAACGGCGAAGGGUAGGGGGUCCGGGGCGAUGCACCCCAUGAAAAUUUGAUAUCCAGAGUCCCUAAAAUGAAUUUCUCAGUGUAGAAGGACCUAAAGUAAUAAUACCUCUGUUGAUAAUACAGUCAAUCUUCUUCCUCACUGUCACUGUCUACCUCAGUUGCUCGAAGCAGUGCAAAUUCAAACAGCUUUUUCGCUGAACUUCGCAGUGGUUUUUCUUUCUUGCUUGAACUUGAGCCUUGUAAGGAUGAAGAUGAUGAUUUUCCGGCAGCAGCUCGCAGGCAUUCAUUUUUAUUUAGACGUCUGUACAAGACAGCAUUCAAACGUUGAUUUAGCUUGUGCUAGAGUAUCACAUAGCUCUGGUAUGGGCAAUUGCAGUAGCUGCUGCUGUUCCAGGCAUACCAGCAUUGGUAGCUGUUGAGCGAGAAUUGGUUUCAGACAAAUUUUCAUUCACCGACAACAACAUCGUGGAUGCUUGCUGAAGCAAUUCAGCAGCCUUUGUUAUCAUUGUUUGACAAUGGCGGCGAAAACGUAUGAACUCGUACUAAAUUCCAUACAUCUGGUGGUGCUAACUGAGCACUCGACCCCGUCCUCAAAUAUUGAAUGAAUUUUUUAAUAUUGAAUGAAUAUUUUUAUCGAAUGCAUAUUGUUACAGGAUUAAAUUAAAUACAUGUACACACAAAUGAUUAAAUUGAAUGAACAUUUUAUAUUGAAUUGAAUGAGUAUAAAAGAUUAAACUGAAAGAAUAUAACUUUAUUAAAUGUAUAAUAGAUUAAAUUGAAUGAAUAAUUUUAUAUUGAAUAUUGCUACAAAUGAGCAGGCAUACCUAAUUUAAAUAGGGAAAAACCUUGAGAGAAAAUCAUAGUAAAAAUAGGAAAUAAAUACUUUGACAAAUAGGAAUUAAAUAGCCCAAUAAAAUAUGAAUUAAAUAGCAAUUACAUAGUGUUUGAUUCUACAGGGGAGUUCAAGCAUUUGCAAAGCUGAAAGUUCGAUCAUCAAUGAUUGCGGGCAUGGGUUACCAUGCAUGGUUCGGUGUUGGCUGGGUGGUCAUCACUGAUUUCAAAAUAUGGCCUGUUUGCCAGGAUUGAAGAAGGCAAAAAUAUUAAAAAUACAUGUAAGAAAACUUGGAAAAUUGUAAAACGUUCUUCAAUUUUUAAACAAACAUGUAUAAGAAUUGAUUUAGCAUAAGAAAUCCUAAACUGAUCUAAAGUAUGGGGCAAGUUUGUUUCAAUUGUUUAUGUAUGCCUUUGUAUUAGAUAAAUAUACUCUAUAGACUUUGUUCUUUCUCAAGUCUUUCCUAUGCAUUGUAUGUGAAAGUUUCUUAGUUAAAUUAAAGGGGCCCUACAGUCAUUUUUUAGUUGAAAAGCUACCUUUUGGGAUUGUUUACAUUUUUUGUUAUUGUCGCUACUUGACAUGCACAACACAGCAUGCAUGUGUCUUCCGGUGUGCUGAAGUACUCAUACUCAUGGAUACUGCAUGUAAGAUACAGCCAAACGAACCUCUGUGGAGUUCCCUACUUAAGGUGGCUUUUCGACUAAAAAAUUACUGUAGGGCCCCUUUAAGUUUUGUAGAAGUUCAUGAUAAUUAAAAGGAAAGCAAAUUAUUUUCAUCAGCGUCCUGUAGAAACAGGGGCGCACAUUUAAUAAAUUUUAAGGGGGGUUUGGACGGAUACGGGACCGACUUUUGAUUCGGGAAAGAUCCGGGACCGACUGUUGUUCAUAAAUUAUAAUGAAGAAUGAUAAAUUGUUUAUUGGAGACCAAUAUCUAAAGCAUUUGAAAUGGCAAUUUGACAGAUAAAACAGACAAUUUUGCGAGGUUAAUUGCCGAGGCAAGAAUUUUGCAUGUCUUCAACAUUGUCGGUAAGGGCUUGUGUUUGUUCGUCGAGGACUUGGAUGAAUUCUUUUCUGUAGAAAUCCUUGAGGGUAAGUUUUUUGCUGUUUAUGGUCUUUUGUCCACUCUUCUUGUUGGGCGUCUGUAAUGAUGUUGGUGGUAUUCAUUAUUAGCAUCGACUCCAUGGCAUUCAGAAAAUUUCACAUCAGCAGUAAUCAGGUUGUUUACAUUUUGUUCAUCAUCACAUAAGUAGUACAGAGUGGAAAUGGUGGCUAAACCACGGUGGCUUUAGCAGGUUCUAGAGCUUUUAAAGUUUUUUAAGUUUAGACAUAGGUAAUGAGAACCAUAUUGCCGUCCUAGUAAUAAUUUUAUGCCACAAUAGUCUCUAAAUGUUACUCAAAAGGUGCAGUAUUUUUAGGUUCAAUGAUAUCAACUCCCCUAAAGAACAUGCCUAUUCAUCCCAUGACCAUUCCAUCUGUCUCCAAUUUGGGAAGGCAAGAGGAUGUAUCCCUUAAUAAAAGGUAUUUUAAUAGCCAUAUUUGACAAUUCAAAUGUUUGCAUUACUAGUGACACAAUCAUGAUAGCAACAGUGCUUUGUCAUGUCAUGAGAAAAAAGUGGGGGGGGGGGAUGAAAUAAAAAUAAAUGCCAGAGAAGCAUUAAUUUACAAAGUAAGAGCAGUAAUAAAGGUAAGGAAAAGAGUGGGGGGAGGGGCCACUUGCCCCUCUGCUCAACAGUACCUGGUAUAGGUUUUAUUCCAGAACUCACAGAAAUCAGCUUCUCGCAUGUACUGUAUAUACUUAUAACCCUGCAUUUUGAGGAAAAUUCAGGAAAAUUGAAUAAUUUUGCAAGGAAUUUCGACAUGGAAACAGCAACCUUCGCAAAUUGCAAUUGGCUGUGCAGCUUCAUAUUUUGAGAAGAAAGCAACACUGUUCGAUUCAGCGUAAGAAAUUGUACUUACGGAUGUCAAGUGUAUUACUAAACACCAGCAUUCUAGCGAUUUAUGGCCUUUGAAAAUCAAGCGAAAUUGUAUUGUAUGACAAAUCACUCGCAGUACGUUUUGUUGACAAAUUACUCACACUGUGUUUGUCCUUGUAUUUGUACUGCCUAAUGGCGCAAUAAGGAUAAAAAUACGUACCACUGUUCAAUUCAGCAUAAGAAACUGUACUUACAUAUGUCAAAUUUAUUACUAAGCACCAGUAUUCUAGCGAUUUAUGGCCUUUGAAAAUCAAACGAAAUUGUAUUGUUGACAAUUUGCUCGCAGUACGUAUUGUCGACAAAUCACUCGCAGUACGUUUCGUAGUGUAUUUGUAUUAAAUGCCUAAUGGUGCAUGUAGCCACCAAGUGCUACGGAUUCCCCAAUGAGAUAGACACGACAGUUUUCUUUUAUGAAUUAUAAACGUUUGUUUCUCGAUUUGUUGGUUUUCUAAAUACAAGUUACAUAAACAAUGAAUCCUACCUAUAAACUAAGUCGAAUUACAGUUAUACCGUACAAUAAUACUAAAUACAUACAUAUACAAAUUUCUUACCUCACAAUGAGGAAUCGCCCUAGCUAGUUGUCAUAUAAAUAAUAUCUCUCGGUUAAUCGUCACUGUUCUUCGACAAAGUUCUAACAUACAAACUGAACAGGCCGAAAUUCACCCUUAAAUAAUAUUUGAUCUUGAGCCUGCGUACACCGAUAAUUAUAAAUUAUAAUUUGGGCUUUACAGUGCAAUAAGGAUAAAAAUACCACUGUUCGAUUCAGAGUUAGAAAUUGUACUAAUUAUGGAUGUCAAAUGUAUUACUAAACAACAGUAUUCUAGCGAUUUAUGGCCUUUGUCUUUGAAAGUCAAGCGAAAUUGUAUUGUUGACAAAUCGCUCAAAAUUAUUAAACUAAUUAUAAAAAAAUACAGUAUGUUUGAUCCUUAAUAACUUUGGUUUCAUUGGUUUUCUCUUUUUUUGGCCUUAUACCAGUGAUCGUCUCAUUUCUCUCUUCAUUUUGAUAGUAUUUUGAGCCCAAAAGCCCCCAAAAUAUUCUAUUUUGAACGUUUUAAAGCGCAAUUUAAAAAUGAAAAUUAAAGCCCAGCAAAUGACUUUGAGACAAGACAUAACAAAAUAUAUAAUUUAUUGGCUAUUUAUUGCUUCAGAACUACUAGCACUGGCAAGGAUUUUAAAAUCAGAGGGUGAAAUUUGAUGUUUAGUGGUAUGGAUAUGAGUGAGUAUGCCUGACAUGGUUGAAGCAGAAUGUUUCUUUCCAGUCAAAGGUGAAAAACCCAUGUGUUCAGAGAUAUGCAUGUGUAUGUGUCAGUGAGUUUGACCAACAUACAAUGCACCACAGCAUUGACACUUAUACAAAUACACCACAUGUGAUCUCAGCUCACAGGGAAUUUUGUCCUUAAAUGGAAAGAAAUUAGAAAGACGGAAAGAAGGACAAAAGACGACACGUAAAGAAAUGUGUGGAUAGGCAGAGGAAAGAAAUUUUUGAAGUUGUGAUCGAAUUUGCAAAACAUGAUGACCAGUAAAAGGAAUACAAAAAAUAUAUAACCUUUUUCAAGCAAGUAUGAACUUUAUCACGAGAAUUAUACAUUUUGUCAAGGAAUGAUUUGAUACAACUAUCCUCAGGUGUUGCAGGAUAACCAUUAAGAGAGAAGGUUUUCUUGAACUUUUCCAUUUCCGAAUGGAAAAAUACAUAAGAAGAGCAAAUGUUGAAAUAACGAGAGAGAUAAGUGAGAAAAGUAAACCUUUCUUGUACAGCAUUGGAAUAAAACUGUCAAAAUUGGUAAACAAUCCCGUAGAGGUAGAUUUAUGAUGAACCGUGGUAGUGAAAGAACCGUUACAAUGAAUGACUUUGAUGUCUAGAAAAGUUAGGCACAAAUUUCCUUCAAGCUCAUGACUAAAUUGAAUGUUGUGGUGUUUCGAGUUUAGAUAGGAAAGUAAAGGAAUAACAUGGUCGUGUGAUGUGAAAAUAAGAAAACAAUCAUCAACAUACCGACGGUAGAAUAUAGGCUUAAAAACAGAAGGGCAGUCAGCUAACCAGGAUUUUUCAUGAAAAGAUAGGAAUAUAUUAGCAAACAAUCGGCCUAAGGGUGAACCCAUUGCUACACCAUCAACCUGCUUGUAUAAAACAUCAUCAAAUAAAAAAUGGCAAUUUUUCACAGAAAGGUUUAACUAUUAAUAUAAUUAUUAGCAAAUGCUUUGCUAUUGCUACACACUAUCAUGCCAUCUCUUGUGAUCAAUUUAAAGAACUCUUAAACCUCUCUAUAGAAGAAUUGAAUGCUGAACAAGACAACAUGAAAAGACAAAGCAACCCCUGAGUAAGUUAUUAUAUAUGUUUAAUUUAAAGGGUAUGAGCAACAAAAAAUUUUAUUGCUUCAUCUGAAAGAGCAUAAAAAAUAAGCCAAUUGGCCGUUUAAUGCUCUACUCUAUCUCAUCUAGUUCCGAAGUUAUACGCAAAAAUGUGCAAAAUAUGAAUUGUUGAUUCAGCACAAUGUGUGACGUCAUUAGCUGGGUAAACAUGUUUACUGAAUACUAAACUGAAGCAUAGCUCAGUUAUUAUGGGCCCAAAUCAAAUGAAAUUUUGGGUACUGAUUGUACAUGAUGAGACACAUUGAAAAACACUUCUAAUUUUGUUGCCAAGGUAACAAUGUCGUUCCAAGGCCCCUAGCGCCAAUUUUAUAAAACAGCUUUAUUCAUGGUACUUAUAAGAAUAAAAUAAUAUCAGAAGUAUGUGUACCAUACCUAUGCAUGCCAAAAGUUUACUUGCAUGAUAAUAAUUCGAAAAUGACAUACCCAUUGAUAAAUGCAACUAGUUAUUCAAAAUCAGUGUAAGGGGCCUGGGAACGACUGUGUUGUCUUGACAACAAAAUUAGAGGUAUUUUCCUAUGCGUCUCAUCAUGUACUAUCUGUAUGCAAAAUUUCAUUUGAUUUGAGCUGAUAAUAACUGAGCCAUUGCUAUUCAAUAAACAUACUUACCCAGCUAAUGACGUCACACAUUGUGCUGAAUCAGCAAUUUAUAUUUUGCAGAUUUUUGCGUAUAACUUCGGAACCAGAUGAGAUAGAAUAGAGUGUUAAACGGCCAAUCGGCUUAUUUUUCAUGCUCUUUCAGAUGAAGCAAUAAAAUUUUUUGUUGCUCAUACCCUUUAAUCCCCAUUCAAGGUAUACUAUGUAGUAAUAGAGUAUCUCUUAUAAUCAGUGGUUUUAACUCUAAAGAUAUGUUUCAUUACAGAUUUAAUACAUGUAGUGAUAAUUACUGUAUCACAACAAUAAUUUUUGCUGUGUUAAAUCUAAAAUACAUUUUAUUAAUAGUGUCAUGAAUGAAGUCAGUGAUGAUGAAAGUGUUGGGCUAGAGGAUGACAUUUUCAAAAUGGUGACUGAAGAUGCAAAACAUGAGACAGAUGUGUGA